CAAUAAAGUACGCUAUUAAUGUGUGUAAUUGCGUAUGUUGUGUAACGUCAUCUUUAACGUAAAAUCUUGUGAUGUCAAUUUGAGAAAACACUUCAUAGCGUGAUUUCUAUACUCUCGUUUAAUUAGAGGAAGUUUCAAUCAUGGCAUAUCCGGACACGAUGUAUGGCUCCACUGCUUCUGGAUCUCAGAUAAAUCCCGACAUUGAGCGAUGGUUCUCCACAGUGGACAAAGACAGGAGCGGGCGAAUAACAGCCACAGAAUUGCAAUCGGUAUUAGCAAAUGGUCAAGGUGGUACUUUCUCUGACACAGCAUGCAAAUUGAUGAUCGGUAUGUUCGAUAAGGAAAAGAACGGCACGAUAGAUGUAUCAGAAUUUCAAGCUCUCUUUAAUUAUGUGAACUCCUGGCUGGGUGUUUUUCGUGGCUUUGACCAUGACAACUCUGGCAGUAUACAGGAGAACGAAUUAAAUGCAGCUUUAACACAAAUGGGUUACAAACUCAGUCCAGAAUUCAUCCAGUUUCUUAUAAAAAAGAGUGAUCUCCGUGGUCACCAGUCCAUCACCAUUGAUCAAUUUAUAGUAUUGUGUGUUCAAAUACAAAGAUUUACAGAGGCAUUUAGAACAAGAGACACAAAUCAAACUGGAACAAUUACCAUCGCAUUCGAGGAUUUCUUGGGAGUGGCUCUUAGUUGCAGUAUUUAAUAUCAGCAUAUUUUAAUAACAAAAUUGCUAAAACACUCUUUAUUGCCUAUAAACACGGAAGAAUUGUUGUAGAUAUAGUCGUAGAUAUUGUGCACGUCGCAAAUGGUAUUUUUCUAUCUCAGGAAAUAAUGCAAAGGAUAUAGAUUUACAUAUAUAACAUAUUCAGGCCUAUGUAAUCUACUCAAACUUAGAAAUUUCUGUCCAGUUUUUAUAUUUCGUGGCAUAUAUAGCUAAGUUCUUUUAUUUAGGUUUAGUUUUAUAAUUUAAUUAUGUAAUAUUCUUUUUAAAUAAGAUAUAUUUGUUAAUAAAUAUAAGCGCUUAAACUGUAUCUUGCCGAUUCCACCGAUACGCUGUUAGUACCUCAAAUGACAAUGAAGUAUGUUCAUCUUACAUCCGUAUGAUGACAGAAAGUAUAGUUAUCAAUAUGUUAAAACCAAGAUAAAUAUCACAUGACAAUGUUUAAUGUAAUAUAUAUUAUAUCAUGUAAUAUUUUUUAUUGUACAAUGUCCCAUGAGUGAACUUGUGCAUUAAAGUGCAUUAUAUAAAAAGGGAACGGCACGAUUGUCCGCAUUAUACCAUUAUUAUAUUAAUUUUUACCAGUCAUCUGCGAUAUCUAACAUAUUUGUAUUACACCAUUUUGAUAGAAAUUAUUUUAUUCCAGGAGUAUGUAAGUAAAAAUUUCUUUGAUUCAGAUACGCUGAGAGAAGCACGGAAGACUUUUCGAACUUGUGGGACUACAAUGUUCUGUUGUACCACGUGAAACGAGCCCAAGAGAGAAUACAAGAAUUCGAUCGAUUACGAAGAGCAAGACAUCUUCUAGAUGCUAUUUCGCUAGUGAACGAUUUGCUUGCCGACGAUUCCGAGAUAGAGAUACUAACACUCGCCGGCAUAAUAGUAAGGAGAUUAAACAAGUUAGGUGUAACGAACGUAAGUGCAGACAGAGAAGAUGGUACGUACUUUACGCUAUAUUUUGCAUUUCUCUUAUGAAAAACAGUAGCAAAGUUAUAUUUUGCCGCAGAACGUUGGUGUAGAAACGCGAAAUUAUCAGCUGCAAGACUCACACACAGUGGUAUUUACCACUGCUGCACAUUUUGCUCCAGCGGCGGCAAAAAAGAAAUAACCUGUGGUUGCAGAGGCACCAUGCCUGGUGGAUACAGAGGUUGCGGCCAUGGACACGUUGGACAUCCGGGUGUUAACCAUUGGUCUUGCUGUGGAUCCAUAUUGCGCAACGGACGUUGCUUAAUCACGCGAAAAUCCAUACAUCAACUUACGCUUCGAAGAAAUAGCUGCAUGAUACAGCAACGAUGAUGGACUUGUAUUGAACGUUUAAGGAAGAAUGUCUUGAGGAAGAAGGAUGCUGGUGUUAUGGGCUACACUUUUAUAUUUAAGUUACAUUAAUAUUAAUUAUAAAUAUUCGCAAGAUACUUAACUAAACCUGGACAAAAUACGUUCUAACUUACAUUUUGAAUCUUUGGAAUGUAUAAUGUUUUGUACCUCAAAUGACAAUUAUAUCGUAACAUUUGUUUAUUUACGUUCACUUGCUCGUUACUUUCGUAUUGAUCACAUGACGAUUAUGUACCUUAGUACGAAGAUAUUAAGAUAAAAUUUUCGUGGUCCCAUGUAUUAAAAUGUACUAAAAUGUUAUACUUUAGCUGUACGCGACUAAAGUAAAAAUGUAUAAACUUUUGGAAUAUUGUAUGGCUCCAUAGUCAUACAAUAUUCCAAAAGUUCGUCCAAAUUAUAAUUUCCAGUUUACAACAUAUAAAACUAAAACGUAUGUACCUGUAGGACUUUGCUAGGUUCUGCGAUUCCUCGAAGGCGUUAUUAGAAAAUACAUCGUAAUCGUACUGAGUCAACAGAUUAUUUAAGACCAUUCUCGCCCUUUGCAACAUCGUUGUCAAAUAGACGCUGGCUCGUUUUCCCACUCCGACAGCGUCUUCGCUAGCGUGUCCUCGAUGUUGUAUACUCCACAUGCAUUCCUUACACGUCACCUGGAAAUCGUACACUUAAUGCUUACUCCACAUGUUAUUCGAGUUAAAAAGUUAUCAAGUAUAUCUCUGUACGUCAUGUUUUCGAUACUGUUAUGUGCGUUAAAAGAGAAGAGUCUCGUUAAACCUGCUGACACGCGAUGCAAUAAAAUCUCAAGGCGUGUAUUGGGUGCGUCUGGCACAGAAUCGUCCGUCGUACUUUGGUAGCCUCCCACAGUGGCCUCAUUAAAUGAUUCGUUGUUCUCGCUUCUGUAAUAUUCUGUUGUUCAUGUUGUCUGCCGCACUCCGAGCAAAAAUUACGUAAACACGUAGAACACUGUAUAAGCGCCUUAAAAAAGAAAGUUAAUGUUCAUAGAAUAUUUCUACAAUUCUGCAAUUCACGCUUUUUUAUAUUCUAUUUCAAAAAUAUAUAUAUUUUUUUAAUAAGAUCAUGUUUCUUCAGACACGGCAAGAUAAAAAGAUUGCAAACAACGACGACGACCAAGUAUCGAUAUACUCGAUUGUUUUACCGGAACCUCAGCAGCGCAGGUAUCACAGAGUACCCUGUUGACCAAUUUGCGUCGCACAGUGUCCAUGACUAAACGAUGUUGCAAAGGAUAAUGCGGCGGCGGUAUCGAAGAGUUCACGCCCGGCAAGUACGAGUCGCAUAACGGACACGUUUCGCGAAAGCUGAUCGUCGUUGCAUACGUUCGACUGUAGUCUCGUGUAUCGCUGCCCAGAGGAACGUAGGAAGCUGCAAACACACAGAGUUCCGUUCACGUUAAUACGUCUUUCUCGACUGAUCAAAUCUGUCAUCACAUUUUCUAGUGAAAUCGAGUUUCGCUACAAUUGCAAUAACUGAUUGUCAUUGAUCAUUGGAUAAAAUUUUUCGUUUCCAACAUGAAAAGUAUACGACAACCCGCAGCUACUUACGCCUGCUUAUCAAUUCGUAGACGCACGACAAACAUAUAGGAUGUAAGCAAGGAAGAAGUCUAGGCUCCUCCAUCCUCCGACCACAGCGGGGACACUGGAAAUUCGCAUCGUACGAUAAUCUGUACGGGGAGCGCAUUACCUCUCUUGGCGACGCUUCGUCGACUUCGCCGCUCAUUUUGUGAGUCAAAACGGGCGAAGGCUGAUGCGUCAAGAUCUUGGAGUUCGUAGACCAAGAAGCCGCUUUCUUUCUGGGAUCUUCAUUGCUGGGAAGUGAUUAGAAUCGCUUAUGUUACACAUUGCAAGAAAGUAAUGCUCUCCUGGUUUUUCUAUUUUUAAUGUACUUUACGAAUUAAUGCGUGUCAGCAGAUUUAACGAAACUCUUCUCUUUUAACGCACAUAACAGUAUCAAAAACGAAACGUACACAGAUACUUGAUAACUUCUUGCUCGCAUAUAUAAUGCAAUUAAUAAUAAAUUGCAAUUUUAAUUCGAGUGAUUUUCUUUUUUCUGCAUAUUGAACAUCACUCACCGUUUGUUUGUAGAUCCUAUCGUUCCUGGUUCGACGUUAACGGGAAACUCCUCUUUAUUUAUACCUUUGCUGUUGCACUCGACCAAACUCGCGUAGAUAUGAUCACAACUUCCGAGCUCGCUAUCCAUUCCAGUCUCACGACCGCAGCAACUCUUCGAGGCUCGUUUUGCCGAACAGUUCGCAAAAUCCAUCGAUUGUGACACGCUGCAAAGUGAAUGUCAAUGAGAGUACGAUAAAACGAUACAUAUAUCAAAAUCACACCAACGACUUACCGAAAACGAAGGAAUAGUUAUUGGAAGACGCGCAUAUGGAUCAGCGGGUUGCUUGAAGGCUUCCAACUACUCGAAACUCGUUCAUUACAGCACAGCGGGUUAAAAAUAACACCGAAACACAGGCUACGAGCCAAACGCGCGUGGAACUUGCCUUGAAUCAUGAAACGUUCACCGCUCACGCGGAGUCGUCACUUUGAUACUUGCAUUUCUCAUUCAGCGCAUUAUACAAAGAUUUGCUGUUACUUCUUACGUGUGAAUGCGAUGUUUACUGGCGCAGAAUCAUGGCAAGAACAAAAUACUCUAUAUCUAUGAAUCAAUGAAAAAAAAGAACUUUUCUUCAACUAGUUUCUGGAUAGGAACUUUUUCUGGAUAGGAUUUUUAAAACUUGAAAAAUUACUCAUUAGACAGGAAUUAUAUGUAAAUCGUGUGAAGUCGAAGACUUUAUAACGAUAUUAAUUCGCAAUUAUGUUCCAUAUUUGAUUAAACAGGCGUGUAAGAGAUACGUAUGGAUAGCAAAUUUUAUUCAGUAUCCAUAUAGUGUAAAAAUAAGAUCGACAAUGUACAUAUUAAAGAGUAAGCAGUACAUAUAAACGA
Messenger RNA from Odontomachus brunneus, 4991 nucleotides. RefSeq names its product peflin (gene Pef). The transcript has 6 exons. Gene Ontology annotation, molecular function: calcium ion binding. Lineage: Eukaryota; Metazoa; Arthropoda; Insecta; Hymenoptera; Formicidae. The coding region runs from base 141 to 698 and encodes 185 amino acids. The record is from RefSeq and is a predicted model, not a curated record. Gene Ontology annotation, biological process: COPII vesicle coat assembly.